CUCCGCUCAUAGCCACUAAAAUACAAAACACCACCACCGUCCGUUUACAGUCUCUCUAGAAGCAGCCGGCGGACAACACCAUUUUACAAACGUUAUUGUUUGUUCCGACCCUCUAUGUUUCUUCCGAGACUGAUUGAGAUCACGUCGCAUUUAACGGGAAAAAUAUUAUUUUGUUUGAAUUUUAAGGAUAACUGUCAACACCUGCCUUUGUUAGCAAGUUAGCCUCGCGUGGCUCCUCAUCCUUAAUUCUCUCUCUCUGUUAUAUUCUGGUUUGUUUUAUUUUCUUUGACCAUUUAUUCAGUCAAACAGCAGUUGUAGCUACACCCGUGCUAACGGAGCAGCUCUUUGUUCGUGCUUCGGAAAACACACCAGCACCGCCUUGCAGUGAGGAUGAGGAUGAUGAUGAUGGUGAUGAAGAGGAGACAGAGCUGAGAGCUGAGUGUGUGUGGUUGUGUUGCGUUCACACUGGGAGCAGGAAGAACCCCCCUCCCCCACACACACUGCAUCCAUGUUCUCCCCCGACCAGGAAAACAUCUCCACGUCGUCAACCAAAGUGCCAGUCAAAUAUGGAGAGCUCAUUGUGCUUGGGUAUAAUGGCUCUCUACCCAACGGGGACCGCGGCAGAAGGAAGAGCAGGUUUGCACUCUCCAAAAGACCAAAAUCCAAUGGCGUCAAACCCAGCACUGUACACGUAGCCUGCACUCCACAGGCUGCCAAGGCCAUAAGUAACAAGGAUCAGCACAGUAUUUCCUACACGUUGUCCCGUGUACAGACAGUGGUGGUGGAGUACACUCAAGAUAGCAAUACAGACAUGUUUCAGAUUGGCCGCUCAACCGAGAGUCCUAUAGAUUUUGUGGUGACUGACACGGUUCCCGGGAGUCAGAGCAACUCUGAUACUCAGUCCGUUCAGAGCACCAUAUCUCGCUUCGCAUGCCGGAUCAUGUGUCAGCGAACACCCCCUUAUACCGCCCGCAUCUAUGCCGCCGGAUUCGACUCCUCCAAGAACAUCUUCCUAGGGGAGAAAGCCGCAAAGUGGAAGACAUCGGAUGGCCAGAUGGACGGUCUGACUACUAACGGCGUGUUGGUAAUGCAUCCUCGCCUUGGUUUCACAGAGGAUUCCAAACCUGGUGUGUGGAGAGAGAUUUCAGUGUGCGGAAACGUGUUCACCCUGAGAGAGACACGGUCUGCUCAGCAGCGAGGGAAAAUGGUGGAGAAUGAGACUCAAGAGUUAGUGGAUGGCUCUCUGAUCGAUCUCUGUGGAGCGACUCUCUUGUGGCGUACUGCAGAAGGGCUUUCCCGCACUCCCACCGUCAAACACUUGGAGGCGCUCCGGCAAGAGCUGAACGCCGCUCGUCCCCAGUGUCCCGUGGGUUUCAACACCCUCGCUUUCCCCAGCAUGCGGCGGAAGGACAUCGUGGAUGAGAAGCAACCCUGGGUCUACCUAAACUGCGGUCACGUUCACGGCUACCACAACUGGGGCAACCGUGACGCAGAGCGAGACGGCAGGGAGGGCCGUGAGCGGGAAUGUCCCAUGUGCCGAGCUCGUGGGCCGUAUGUGCCACUGUGGCUGGGCUGCGAGGCAGGGUUUUAUCUGGAUGCAGCCCCUCCUACUCACGCAUUCAGUCCGUGCGGUCACGUGUGCUCAGAAAAAACAGCAGCUUAUUGGAGUCAAAUCCCUCUUCCUCACGGAACGCACACCUUCCACGCAGCCUGUCCUUUCUGCGCCCAGCAGCUCAGUGGCGAGCAGGGAUUCAUCAGACUGAUCUUCCAGGGGCCUGUGGAUUAAACACACCUGCCCAUUUGACAAACAUUAGUCAGGCAUUUCUGUUUUUACCUAGAAUUUGAUUUUAUAAAGAUGACAUUUUCUGCACUCUCAGACUGUUCCUCCCUUUCUGGUUUGUAAGUGACCUUUAUAAUGAUUUUCAAAUACCGAUAAGAAACAAAAGUAUAUAUUUUCAAAUAAAAUUAUUAUAAAAGCGAAAAAAAAAAACAAAAAAAAAACAUUAGACCUCUGCAGAAGAGAAGAGCACAUGCACACCCAGAUUUGAGCAUUCUGAUUGGGUGGCUCUGCGAUUCAUUUGAAGCAGUGGGCGUGGCCGUUACAGAUGGUGACCUGUACAGUGUUUAUUUACUACUUAACAGUAAUACUCAGCAUUAGAGGGGCAAUACACCAUCCAUGUAUGUUUAUGAUGAGCUUACAGACGAGUCUAUCUGUACUCUAUACAAUAUUUCACAGCAUUUCAUAAACCGUAAACCGUUUUCCAUAUAUGUCUAUAACUUAAAAAAUACGUAAUGUUUUUUUAUUUAUACACUAUCAAUGUUUAUCAAAGAUAAAAUGUAUAGGUGUGUUUUUGGGAAGUUAAGUUCUAUGUAGCUGUUUUUUGUUUUCUCUUUAUUGUGAGUCUCUUCCAUUUGUAGGCUUCACUAUAGCAUUCAGAUUUUUCCUCUCGUUCUCAUAUAUGUAGGUAACAUGAUUGUGUGAGUGAAAUCUCUGCAAUCGUGGACCAAUGAGGUCAUGCUCAGAGAAAUGUUCUUGCUGAACUCCAGAAAGCUCAAGAGGCCUAAGAAUCUUCACCUCCCUUUAAGCACAGGCAAAAACCACAUGCCCUGACAAUGAGUGGUCACAAAAUUGUGUGUGCUUAAGUGUCCUUGUAAGGUCCCUGUUUUCUGUUUGAGUCUUUUCUAUGUAGAUGACUACCCUUGUUUGGAUAUUUUGGGGACGCUGGGAAGUAAUUUCCAUCUGUAUAGUGCAAAAAGCAGCACUAACCUCUGGAAAACCCUUUACCUCUUUUAUAGGUCAGUUUUAGUCUAUCUUAAUUUGCAAAUUGAGAUGUGAUUCGUUUUGUACCUAACAGCUACUGGGACUUUGAUUGCAGUAGAAAGGGUCAUUUUCUCCAUGUUAAGUUUAAAACCAAUAUUAAACAAUAUUUUCAAAAUACAUGACACUCCCGUGAGCAAGAAACUAAAUAGUUAAUACUUACAAUGCCAUUCAAAGUUUGGGGCCAGUAAGACAUUUUUAUUUUUUUCUCAGUACUUUUAUUCAGCAAUGAUGUUUAAUUGUUCAAAAGUGACAGGAAAGAAAUUUGUUACAACAGAUUUCGAUUUCAAAUACAUGCUAUUAUCCUUAACCCUAACCCUUUCUAUUUAAAAAAAAAAAAAAAAAAAAA
Messenger RNA from Carassius auratus (goldfish), 3167 nucleotides. Its product is annotated as E3 ubiquitin-protein ligase pellino homolog 1-like. The coding region runs from base 509 to 1786 and encodes 425 amino acids. The record is from RefSeq and is a predicted model, not a curated record. The transcript is spliced from 7 exons. Gene Ontology annotation, molecular function: protein binding; ubiquitin protein ligase activity. Gene Ontology annotation, biological process: protein K48-linked ubiquitination; regulation of Toll signaling pathway. Lineage: Eukaryota; Metazoa; Chordata; Actinopteri; Cypriniformes; Cyprinidae.